This is a messenger RNA of Thrips palmi, 461 nucleotides long. RefSeq names its product mitochondrial import inner membrane translocase subunit Tim10 B-like. Lineage: Eukaryota; Metazoa; Arthropoda; Insecta; Thysanoptera; Thripidae. The coding region runs from base 122 to 424 and encodes 100 amino acids. The transcript is spliced from 3 exons. The record is from RefSeq and is a predicted model, not a curated record. Gene Ontology annotation, cellular component: mitochondrial intermembrane space chaperone complex.
CGCAGGCAAAAGCCCCAACCCCCUUACUCCUCCCUCACCCCCCUCUCACCCCAACCCACAUGCUCACCGAGGGCAAACCCAACUUCCUGGACGCAUACCGAGAUCUUAUCUAUUUAAAGUCAUGGAACAAAAUGCCUUGAGAAAUUUUAAGGACUUCCUCCAAUUAUACAACUAUAUGUCACAUACUUGUUUCCAAAAUUGUGUCAACAAUUUCUAUUCAAGAGAUCUAGCCAGUGAUGAGGAAAAUUGUGUAGACUUGUGUGCUAAGAAGCAUAUAAAAGUGAAUCACAAAGUAAUGGGAGUCUUCAUGGAGCUGCAGCCAAUGAUCAUUAAUAAACGAAUGGAAGAAAUGAACCAAGCAGCUUUGCAAAUUGAACAAGCAGCAGCUGGAGCUCUGCCGCAAGACCAAGUUGUAUCUGCUUAAUAUUUAUGAACAUUAUUGAUAAGGUUGUUAUAGAUAG